Impatiens glandulifera is the source of this 1101-nucleotide messenger RNA. RefSeq lists its product as uncharacterized. The transcript has 5 exons. The coding region runs from base 375 to 959 and encodes 194 amino acids. Lineage: Eukaryota; Viridiplantae; Streptophyta; Magnoliopsida; Ericales; Balsaminaceae. The record is from RefSeq and is a predicted model, not a curated record.
UCGAUCGAUCCAGGUCAGGAAUGCAAGCAAAGAAAUCUGGCAAAUUCCAACUGUAAAUAUGUGAACUUUAUAGUUCAUAGUCCACGGCUAAGCCUCCUAUUUCUCGCUCGCUGUAACGGGAAGAAAGAAAUCUCAUCGGCCGCUCUCAUGAACCCUUCUUGCUGGGUUCUUUGUUUAAGAUCAUGAUCUAAUCUGAGAAAACGAAUCCAAAGAGACCCAUUUCGUCAAUUUUAAGGAGUCCAAGGUUUUCGAAGUCUAGUUGGGAAGUAGUAAGAGUUCUGAUCAACAAUUCUUUGACCUAUUUUCUGUACACUGAAGUUCUUUUGGGAGUUAUAGUGCAUAUUUUGAUUAGUACUAGGAUCUUGGAAAUAAAUAUGUCUGGUGGGUCACCAAUGGGAGGUGGUUUUGUGAGACAGAGGCAUAGUUAUGGUUAUUCAUCUGGAGGGGAAGAGCUUGAUGAAGAGGAUGAUGCAUGUUCCAGGUUUCGUCCUCAGCCACCAUUUAUUCAAUUGACACGAAGCUGGACAGAGAUUAUUGAGAAUUUACUUUGGAUUGUCUCUGCUAUCUUUAUAUUUUACUAUGGAGAUGGGAAUUCCAAUUUUUUUUACCUGUUGUGGCAUGAUCAUCGGAUCAAAAGAAUAGUGCUGUAUAUUGGAAUGGGGGGAAUUAGUUUGAACAGUAUGUUGAUAUUGUACAUGAGCAUGGUGGCUUGGAAAGUGAGCAAAUGUGGGGAGAAAUGGGAUAUUAUUUCAAAUUCAUCAUCUGGAGUUGGACUUCCCUUUAUUGCUUUCAUUGGUGUCACCUCCUUCUGCUUGUUGUCUUUUGCUUUAUGGCCAAUCUGGAGUUUACUCACUCUACCUCUUCUGUUCACCCUUUUUAUGACUGGAGGAGUGACAGUGCCCUACCUCAUCAUACUAUUGACAUCGAGGACUCCAACCGAAGUGCUGCGAAUCGAUUAGACAACAGAUUAUAGUAGGAAUGAACAAAGUUGAUUUAGAUUAGAAGGUUCUUUCUUUUGAUGGAAUGUCUUUGUGUCUGUUUGUGCAACAAUGAGAAACCAUGAUUGAUUGGUUUAUUAUAGAUAUAUUGAUUCUUUUGGUU